Messenger RNA from Lichtheimia ornata, 783 nucleotides. RefSeq lists its product as uncharacterized. Lineage: Eukaryota; Fungi; Mucoromycota; Mucoromycetes; Mucorales; Lichtheimiaceae. Gene Ontology annotation, biological process: regulation of transcription by RNA polymerase II. The transcript has 5 exons. The coding region runs from base 1 to 783 and encodes 260 amino acids. Gene Ontology annotation, cellular component: PcG protein complex; transcription regulator complex. Gene Ontology annotation, molecular function: DNA-binding transcription factor activity, RNA polymerase II-specific; RNA polymerase II cis-regulatory region sequence-specific DNA binding. The record is from RefSeq and is a predicted model, not a curated record.
AUGGAAAUUCUUGAACUUGUCAACCAAGACCACGCUCCAACCGAGACACGUCCUUUUGUUUGUUCCAUCGCCAACUGCAGCAAGACUUUUGGUCGCCGCUCCGAUCUCGUGCGUCAUUCACGCAUCCACACCAACGAAAGACCUUUCAAGUGCCGUGAGCCUGAUUGUGGCAAAAGUUUUAUUCAGCGUUCCGCCUUGACUGUCCAUAUGCGCACGCAUUCUGGAGAGCGACCCCAUGUUUGUGAAUAUCCAUCUUGCAACAAAAGCUUCAGUGAUAGCAGCUCACUUGCACGUCAUCGACGUACACACACUGGCAAACGACCUUACAAAUGCCCAUUUGACGGAUGCACAAAAAGCUUUGUCCGCAAAACAAUCCUCACAAAACACAUGAAGCACGAUCACGCAACAAAUGGUAAACGGCCUCAAGUGCAGUGGCGUCCCUUUAUGGAAGAACGCAGAUUAGUACAGCAGCAACAACAGCAAACCCAGCAGCCAUGUGCUUGCCCAGAUUGCUGGCCCUGUUCAUCGCCGCCACCUGGUUUGCUACCAGAAAGCCCAUACUCGAGUUCAGACGAGCAAUCAUCCUUCCCAUCCUCACCACCUUCAACAACGUGGAACAGCUUGCCUAGCUCAUACCGAUCUUCUUAUUACCCACAACAACCCACUCCCGUCGCCAUCCAAUAUGAUGUUUUACCGAGCUUACCUGGAUACAUGUAUAUGAAUGACAAGUUUUCUUCUUCCAUCCGACAACAACAUACCGAUCUUUCAAUGUUCUCGGCAUAA